Messenger RNA from Vitis vinifera (wine grape), 4888 nucleotides. RefSeq lists its product as uncharacterized. The record is from RefSeq and is a predicted model, not a curated record. Gene Ontology annotation, molecular function: ATP binding; protein kinase activity. The coding region runs from base 182 to 4459 and encodes 1425 amino acids. Gene Ontology annotation, biological process: protein phosphorylation. NCBI's taxonomy places the organism in Eukaryota, Viridiplantae, Streptophyta, Magnoliopsida, Vitales, Vitaceae. The transcript is spliced from 14 exons.
AAAAAGAUGGAAAGCAUUUUUCUUUUUUCAACAUAGGCGGCAGAAAGUCAUCUUGUAUGGUUUGAAACGUAGAAGCAAUGGCACCUUUUAAACAACCCUCUCCUGCUUUCUUCACCUAUCCAUUGCUACCAUUAACGAAAGAGUCCCUCUGUAAUUCUAGACCGCAGGGCAGGUACAGGCAAUGGCUAUGAGUUAUUUGGAACUAACUUUCUUUCUCUCGUGCCUUAUCAUACAGCUUGUUCCUCUCACUGUUGCCCAGUCAGUUUUCCUUACACAAUAUUGCAUUUCAGAGAGAGGUAACUACACCAAUAACAGUACAUACCAGACAGACCUCAAUAGCCUCCUGACCUCCUUCUCAAACACCCAAGUUGAGUAUGGGUUUUACAAUUCCUCUGUUGGUGAGGUGAAUGGAAUCGGACUCUGUAGAGGGGAUCUCACUCCGGAUACAUGUCGUAGCUGUAUCAGUAACUCCAGCCAGGACCUUCGACGAUUAUGUCCCAACUACAAGGAGGCAGUCGUGUAUUACGAUCGAUGCACGUUACGAUACUCUAACCGCUCCAUAUUUGGCACAGUAGAUACUUCGUAUAGUUUAGCUCUAGCAAACACCCAAAAUGUUUCAGACAUCGACCUCUUCACACAGAAGCGGGACGACUUGUUGCUUGACCUCCGAGGAAACGCUGCGUCAGGUGGUCUUCUUAAAAAGUAUGCAACAGGCGAGACAUUGGCUGAUUUCAUAACCAUAUAUGCGCUUGUCCAGUGCACUCCUGAUUUAGAUGAUCAGGAAUGCAGUGACUGUGUAGCCGACCUUAGUAAAAGCUAUUCCGAUUUUUUAAAGUAUAAGCAAGGAGGGAGAGUUAUGGCACCAAGCUGUAACUUUAGGUUCGAGACCGCUCGGUUCUAUGAUACUCUCCCUGAUGCACCGCCGCCAUCUCCUGCUAAUUCUUCUCCUCCACCAAAUGAUGCCACUGCUGGAGACGGAAAAAGUAACAGAACGCGAACUGUAGUUAUCAUUGUUGUAGCAACUGUUGUUUCUGUGAUACUCAUCUCCUGCAUCUGCAUCUGCAUCUUUUUGAGAAUGGGAAAGCCAAAAGACAAAGAUGAAACUGAGGAUGAAAUUUUGGAAGUGGAAUCCUUGCAAUUCAACCUUGGUUCUAUUAGAAAUGCAACAGAUAACUUUUCUGAUUCUAAUAAGCUUGGACAAGGAGGAUUUGGAGCUGUUUACAAGGGUACACUUUCCAAUGGACAAGAUAUAGCUGUGAAAAGGUUGUCCAAGGGUUCUGGACAAGGAGAACUAGAAUUCAAAAAUGAGGUCUUGUUAGUAGCCAAGCUUCAACAUAGAAAUUUGGCUAGACUCCUAGGUUUCUGUUUAGAGGGAAUAGAAAGACUUCUCAUCUAUGAGUUCGUGCCUAAUGCAAGUCUUGAUCACUUUCUAUUUGAUCCUAUCAAGUGUUCACAAUUAUACUGGGAAAGGCGUUACAAAAUUAUAGUAGGCAUUGCUCGAGGACUUCUAUAUCUCCAUGAAGAUUCCCGACUUCGAAUUAUUCAUCGUGAUCUCAAAGCUAGUAACAUUUUGCUAGAUGAAGAAAUGAAUCCUAAAAUUUCAGAUUUUGGUAUGGCAAGGUUGUUUUCACUAGAUCAAACUCAAGGUGAUACGAAAAGGAUUGUUGGAACCUAUGGAUAUAUGGCUCCUGAGUAUGCAAUGCGUGGGAACUUCUCAGUUAAGUCCGAUGUCUAUAGUUUUGGUGUGUUGAUUUUGGAAAUUGUUAGCGGUCAAAAGAACACUAGUUUUGGUGAUGAGGAGAAUAUGGAAGGCCUUAUAAGCUUUGCAUGGAGAAGUUGGAGGGAGGGGUCAGCUUCAAAUUUGAUAGAUCCUUCAAUGAACUCCGGUUCAAGAAGUGGAAUUAUGAGAUGCAUACAUAUUGGGUUGUUAUGCGUUCAAGAAAAUGUAGCUGAUAGACCAACCAUGGCUUCAAUUGUUCUCAUGCUUAGUAGUUACUCUCUCACUCUCCCAUUACCUUCACAACCUGGUUUCUUCAUGCACAGUAGCACGAACCCAGAGACACCCUUGCUACAGGGAUCCGAUUCUGGGGUAAUCAAUGCUUCUAAUAAUGUUUCAGCACGCGUGUCCGUAAAUGAGACUUCGAUUACUGAGCUCCGCCCUCGUUACGCCAAAACAAAGCCAUGGAUGGAACUUUUCUUUUUUCAACGUAGGCGGCAGAAAGUCACCUCGUACGGUUUGAAAAGUAGAAGCAAUGGCAUCUUUGUAACAACCCUCUCCUGCCUUCUUCAGCUAUCCAUUGGUGCCAUUGAUGAAAGGGUACCUCUGCAAUUCUACAGACUGCACGGCAUUGAAAUACAAAAAGCCUCUGUAAGUGGAUUGAAGAACUCAUCCAUCUUACAAAUUAUGAAUUUAAUGGUUGGAAAGGUGACGAUAAUGGAUCCUCCAAGAUUGCUUCUCUUCCUUUAUCCCUUCCUCAUACUUCACCUUCUUGGUGUAACAGUCCUUGCUCAGAAAGACUUCCUUUACCACUUCUGCAUAGAUAGUGUUGGUAAUUACACCGAUAACAGCACCUACAAGGCAAACCUCAACACCCUCCUCUCCUCUCUCUCUUCAAACAACGAAAUAGAUUAUGGUUUUUACAAUUUCUCCUACGGCCAGAACUCCGACAAAGUUAACGCAAUCGCACUUUGCAGAGGAGACGUAAUGACAGACGCGUGCCGGAGUUGUGUCAAUAACUCCAGGAUUCAACUCACUCAGCUCUGUCCCAACCAGAAGGAGGCAAUAGGAUGGUACGAUGAAUGUAUGUUGCGAUACUCCAAUAACCCCAUAUUCGGAACAGCCCAAACUUCGCCCUCCUUUUACAUGUGGAACGUUGAAAACGCCUCCAAUGUGGAAGAUUUCAAUCAGGUUCUGGGAAACCUGAUGGCCAGCCUCCGAAGCAAAGCUGCGUCCGGAGAUUGGCGUCACAAGUUCGCAACUGGAGAAGCGAAUGUUUCGAGUUUCGUAACCAUAUAUGGGCUUAUGCAGUGCACUCCUGAUUUGCCCGAGUCGUCUUGCCGUGAUUGCUUAGAGGGGGCUACCAAUGAAAUUCCAAAAUGUUGUGAUAGCAAAAAAGGAGGGAGAGUUGUUAGACCCAGCUGUAAUUUGAGAUUUGAAACAAGCCGUUUCUACGAGUUUACUGCAGCUAACGCGCCCCCACCAGCAGCAACACCCCCACCUUCUCCUCCCUCAGCUGAUCUUGCUCCACCGCCUUUGGCUAAUACCACCUCUACACAAGGAAAGAAAAGCAACACCUCCCGGACAGUGGUCCUAAUUGUUGUUCCCUCAGUUGUUAUUUCUGUAAUGCUCAUCACCUUCAUCUGCUGCUUUUUUAAAAGGAGGCAAUCAAGGGAAAGCGUUAGCACUGAGGAUGAAAUUUUGAGCGUGGAAUCCUUGCAAUUCAACCUUGGUCCUAUUAGGAAUGCAACAAAUAACUUUUCUGAUUCUAAUAAGCUUGGACAAGGAGGAUUUGGAGCUGUUUACAAGGGUACACUUUCCAAUGGACAAGAUAUAGCUGUGAAAAGGUUGUCCAAGGGUUCUGGACAAGGAGAAUUAGAAUUCAAGAAUGAGGUUUUAUUAGUGGCCAAACUUCAACAUAGGAAUUUGGUUAGACUCCUAGGUUUCUGCUUAGAAGGAAUAGAAAGACUUCUCAUCUAUGAGUUUGUGCCUAAUGCAAGUCUCGAUCAUUUUCUAUUCGAUCCUAUUAAGCGUUCACAAUUACAUUGGAAAAUUCGUUACAAAAUUAUAGUUGGCAUUGCUCGAGGGCUUUUGUAUCUCCAUGAAGAUUCCCGACUUCGAAUUAUUCAUCGUGAUCUUAAAGCCAGUAACGUUUUGCUAGAUGAAGAAAUGAAUCCUAAAAUUGCAGAUUUUGGUAUGGCAAGGUUAUUUUCAUUGGAUCAAACUCAAGGUGAUACGAGUAGGAUUGUGGGAACCUAUGGAUAUAUGGCUCCAGAAUAUGCAAUGCAUGGAAAUUUCUCAGUUAAGUCAGACGUCUUUAGUUUUGGUGUGUUGGUUUUGGAAAUUAUCAGCGGUCAAAAGAACUUUUGUUUCCGCAAUGGGGAGAAUGUGGAAGACCUUAUAAGCUUUGCAUGGAGAAGUUGGAGGGAUGGGUCAGCUUCGAAUUUGAUAGAUCCUUCGGUGAGCUCUGGCUCAAGAAGUGAAAUUAUGAGAUGCAUGCAUAUUGGGUUGUUAUGUGUUCAAGAAAAUGUAGCUGACAGACCCACAAUGGCUUCAGUUGUUCUCAUGCUUAGUAGCUACUCUAUCACUCUCCCAUUACCUUCACAACCUCCGUUUUUUAUGCACAGUAGCAUGGACACAGAGGCACCCUUGCUGCAGGACUCUGAUUCUGGGGCAACUAGAUCUUCUGAUAAUGCUUUGUCCGUCAAUGAUGCUUCAAUUUCUGAGCUCCACCCUCGUUAGUAUUGUGGAGAUGCAGGUUAUAUAUGUUGAAAUGUAUCGUAUUGGUGUGGUGGCUCGAUGGGACGCAUAAAAUUAACUAUGAAAUGGGGGGAGAUGAGAGUGGGACAUGGGUGGGUGAAAUUUAGAAAUGUGAAUGGGCAUUUAGAUUUCUUAAAAACUUCUAUGGAAAGAGGCGAGAAGGAUAUUCGAUUGAUAAAGCCAAAGUCUUUAGAUUCCUGAAACUCCAUCGAUCCGACCUCGUGUUGGUGCAUGUAUGUGAAUGGGCAUGUCAGCUUUUGGUUCAGCAAAGGCGUGUCAAACUUGUCCACAUGUAUGUAAAUAACAACCAUUACCUACAGAUACGAAGUUCUCAAUGUUUCUCCUGUUGAAGUUUCUUGUAUUGCGGGGCAUUUGAACAGUAUUUAUUGGAGGGGUCCAUUCUUUCUGUUC